AAUCGGAUAAGUGUCUAAAUAGAUUUCAGCUCGAACUUUUCCAAUGUUUUGUCGCAUACAUUAAGAUAAAUCGGGAUAAAUACAAGUUGAUGAGGAGAUUGAACAUUUUUCCAAGAGACCGAUGGUGGCAACAAAAAUGGUGGAACACAGUUUGAGAAAAUCAUCUGGUUUCACUAUUGAUUCUUUAAUAGGAAAAGACUCGGAUAAAACGGAGAGUUCUUCGAGUGGUAGAAAUUAUGAAGAGUAUGUGCAUUUAAAUUCAGAGACCAAUAAAAGUGACAGUCCGAGACCACGCGCACAGGACCGACCGGAAAACCCGGAGCGAUCGCGUAGGGAACCUGUUGUACCUGAUUCAAUGAGACAUUUUCCAGAUUUUGCAACAGCACGGAGGGAAAGGGACUUGUACUUUGCAUCAAACCCCCAUAGUGCAUCUGAAUCCUUAAAACAUUUACAUGACGUUUUAUCUCAAACUGCGGGGGCCACGGGAACCUAUUUUUCCCCCCGAAUGUGUCGUCACCCCAUGUCACCUUUUAAUUUACAUUCUAUGUACCCUGGUCAGCUAUCAGCUUCUACCCCCCUUCACCCCCUGAUGUUGAACCCCUCCACCUCCAGAGAUGUCCGACAUCUGCACCCCUGGAUAUCAGAACGUUAUUCCGGAUAUUACUAUCCCAGAUACCCAGCGGCUCCAGGGUUUCUUUUCCAGCCUUAUAGAAAGCCUAAGCGAAUACGUACAGCAUUUUCCCCUUCACAGCUUCUUCAACUAGAGAAGGCGUUCGAAAAAAGCCAUUAUGUCGUUGGACAAGAAAGAAAAGAUUUGGCUGCAGAGCUGCAACUCACAGAGACACAGGUGAAAGUAUGGUUUCAAAACAGACGAACAAAACAUAAGCGGAUAAAAACGGAAGAUGGAGAAGAACCAAACAGUCCUGGCAAAAGCUCUUCUAGAGACAUGGACAGCGACGAUGACAAUAAAGAUGACAGUGACAUAAGUGACAUUGAUGAUAUUGGCGAUGACGGUUUGGGGCAUCUUCGUGGCAACGACAUACACCACCCGCCAGUUCCCGCGUCUGCGCAUCUAUUGUUAAAGUAGAUAAUGCGAUAUAGCGCACAAGAAAUAAAACGGGUUUUAAUCUUUAAAAUUAUUUGUGAAAAACAUAAACGGCGACAUGGUUUUCAAAAACUGUAUACGACAUUUAUUAUAAGAUGAAACACUUUCUGUUAUUUUGUGUCUGCUUUGUGUUUCCAUUGUGCCACAGUUAUGUUGUGAUUCAUGGAGUUGUACUACAAUACAAACGUAAGAAAAUCCUAACAUUGUUCUACAAUACAGACGUAAGAAAAUCUGAACAUUGUGCUUCAAUAUUGACAUAAGAAAAUUCGAACUUUGUGCAAGUACUCAUACUUAAUAAUUUAUUCAAUGAAUUA
This is a messenger RNA of Saccostrea cuccullata (small rock oyster), 1419 nucleotides long. RefSeq names its product homeobox protein EMX2-like. Gene Ontology annotation, cellular component: nucleus. The transcript is spliced from 3 exons. Gene Ontology annotation, biological process: regulation of transcription by RNA polymerase II; neuron differentiation; brain development. Gene Ontology annotation, molecular function: RNA polymerase II cis-regulatory region sequence-specific DNA binding; DNA-binding transcription factor activity, RNA polymerase II-specific. NCBI's taxonomy places the organism in Eukaryota, Metazoa, Mollusca, Bivalvia, Ostreida, Ostreidae. Bases 122 to 1087 code for a protein of 321 amino acids. The record is from RefSeq and is a predicted model, not a curated record.